AUGCACCUUCGAUUCAUCGAUACAUUCCGGUUUACACCUGAUAGUUUAGACAAUCUGGUCACCAACCUAGUCAAAUCAGCAUCGAAUCCAGAAUACUUGUCCAAAGUGCUGCCACAUACUGCCAAGGUGUUUGGAAACAAAUUGAGCCUUGUCUCAAGGAAAGGAGUGUUUCCAUACGACUACUGCAAUUCAUGGCAGAGACUCAAAGAAACAUUGCUACCACCCAAAGAGGCAUUUUUCAGCAAGCUGGUUGAUAGGAGUGUUAGCAAUGAUGAUUAUGAACAUGCUCAAACUGUGUGGAACCAAUUCAGUUGUAGAACUCUGGGAGAAUACAGUGACCUAUACUUGAAAACAGAUGUUCUCCUGUUGGCUGAUGUCUUUGAGAGCUUCCACGAUGUAUGCAUGAAGACUUAUGAUUUGGAUUGUGCUCACUACUUUACAUCUCCAGGCUUUUCCUUUGAUGUCAUGCUGAAAUAUACUAAAGUCGAGCUUGAGCUCCUUACUGACUAUGACAUGUACAUGUUUAUCGAGCGAGGUAUCAGAGGAGGAAUGACAAAUUGUAUACACCGUCAUGCUGUAGCCAACAAUGCCUACACAGGAGCGCCUAUUGACCCCGAGAAGCCUACAUCAUAUCUCCUGUACACAGAGGCGAACAACCUGUACGGCUGGGAGGACUUCCUAGCACCCUACAUCAUGCUAAACACCAGACUUCGACAGCAGUCAAAGAAUAAGUUUGAAAAGAACUUUUUCAAACUUAUGAACAAUGCUGUGUUUGGUAAGACAAUGGAGAAUGUGCGAAAAAGGAUGAGUAUGGAGCUAGUGAAUGACGAGAAUCGAUUGAAGAAACUGAUUGCUCGACCAGUGUACAAGGACCGCAUCAUCUUUGUGUUGGACAUAAGCAAGACCCUUAUGUACCAGUUCCACUACGAUGUGAUGAAACCUACGUACAAAGAGAACCUACAACUGCUUUAUCAGGAUACUGACAGCUUAUUCUACAUCGUGAAAACUGAGAACCUAUACAACGACAUCAUCAACAACCAACAACUGAAAGAUACCUUUGACACCUCAGAGAACCCUGCAGACCACCCAUGCUACUCAGAUGCAAACAAAAUGGUGCUUGAGAACAAGAAAACUCUUGAAUCUAAUCAUAUACGACUCAUGACAGCUCUAAGCAAUCACGAACAUUAUGUAUGUCAUUACCACACCCUAAAACAGGCAGUACAGCAUGGAUUGAAAAUCAUUAAAGUUCAACAAGGUGUGCAGUUUGAGCAGGAGGACUUCCUAGCACCCUACAUCAUGCUAAACACCAGACUUCGACAGCAGUCGAAGAAUAAGUUUGAGAAAAAUUUCUUCAAACUCAUGAACAAUGCUGUGUUUGGUAAGAUGAUGGAGAAUGUGCGAAAAAGGGUGAGUAUGGAGCUAGUGAAUGACGAGAAUCGAUUAAAGAAACUGAUUGCUCGACCAGUGUACAAGGACCACAUCAUCUUUGGCGAGAAUAUCUGUGCUGUUACGAUGCAUAAAGAGAAAGUGGAGCUCAAUAAGCCCAUCUAUAUAGGGUUAUCAGUGCUCGACAUCAGCAAAACCCUCAUGUAUGAAUUCCACUAA
Molecule: messenger RNA, 1605 nt
Organism: Nilaparvata lugens (brown planthopper)
Lineage: Eukaryota; Metazoa; Arthropoda; Insecta; Hemiptera; Delphacidae
Exons: 4
Coding region: 1-1605 (534 amino acids)
Source: RefSeq, a predicted model, not a curated record